GAUUGAUUGACUGACUUAUCGCUUGCAACACGAACAGACGUCCAUUGCUGUCCACACACAGAUACACACACACAUGCACACACAUACUACACAGACAGACAGAGAUGCUACGUGCCCACAUACAUCGGCCUACAGAGAUGGGAUCGACGAGCCACUCACUCACUGCCUUACUUAUGAUUGAUUAAAUUUGCCUCAAUCAAUGCUCUCGCUUAGCUGCCACGCUCACAGAGCACUGCUGACUACAAACAUAGGUAUCUAGGUGUGUGUAUUCUACAGAGAGAUGAUAUAAUAGACACCCACCAAAAACUGUUGACACACAUGAACGAACGAAGCGAUGGAGGGAUGGACAACAAACACAAACAAACACAACUGCUGGCUCCUCCCCUUGGCCUCCGCUCUCCUCUGCUGUGCGACUCUUUGUCACAUAAAUGUGCGCACACAUUCAGACAUACAUACACACAGCUCCCUCCCUCCCUCUUCGAUUGCUCUCAUACACAGAGGCCGCCCCAUCACAUCACUCACGCCCUCUUACUCAAUUGCGGCCAUGCCAUGCAGAGCAAAGCUAUCCCCUCCUUAUCAAUGGCGUCACUCACUCACUCACUUAUUGCGCAUCGGUAUCUCAGGGCUGAAACACACUCACAGAGAGAGAGAGCACAGCACAUCAACAGGAAACUGCAUGCGGCAACAGGCUGCCUGUCCGUCGUCAGUCUGUCGAGAUGCUCACCCGUAUUUCAGUGCAUUCUCUGCAUGGAUGGAAUGGAUGGAUGGAUGGAUGGACCACAUAACACAACAGGAAGUCAGUGUGUGGGAUGAUUCAUGGCCUUCCUUUGUUGUCUCCCGUCGUGUUGCCUACCGAUGGCCGAGAUGGCAGCCAUGGCCAUGGCGCACGCCACCAUGCCGCCGCCCGAGUACCAGGCCAUCUUCCCCGCCAGGCGGGACGCACCGAUGAUGCCCAGCAACACACCCACACGCAGAUAUCCUUUCAACGAACUACACACACACACAUACACACACACACAAGCAGGUCCGCACGAGACAGCCGCCCGCAUCCAUGUGUGUGUGUGUGUGUGUGUGUGUGUGUCGGGUUACUUCAUGGUUUUGAGGGCUUUGAGGCAUUGUGUGCAGUGUAUGAUGUGGCUGUCCACGUGGUUCAGCAACUCGCUGCGAGGCGUGAGCCUGCACACACCACACAUGGACGAUACACGUACACACGUGCGGCACGGAUUCGUGUGUGCGUCGUCUCGAUGGUGUGUCAUGUGUGUGUGACUCUACUGACUUGGUGAGUCCUUCGAGCGGCUCGAAGCCCCACGGACCGUUAGACCCCCACUUCUUGACCCACUGAUGGAUGGAUGGAUACAUCAGUGGGCUUUCCCGAUUGCCUGCUCACCGUUCUGAAUUGUGCGACGUACAGGUCGGUGGCUGUGGGCAGGUAGUAGUUCUGCGGCAGCUUCCCCGGACCACCCGCGGCGGCGAUGCGGCGAUCCUGACACAACAGUGACAUCAGCAGCACCAGCAGCAUCAACCAUUUCUGCCAUUCUUUCUUGACGCUGCUCUACCCCUCCCCACACCAGCCCAGCCCACCCAUUCAGUUCGUCACUCAUUCACUCACCUGCACAUGCAGAAAGAUGUUGUCAUCGUCGAGCGAUCGCAGCGCCUAAACACAUACAGGGACACAUGGAAGAGCACAUGCAUCCAUCCCUCCAUUCGCACACACACGCGCACAUGGAGAUGUAUUGUUGGCUAGAUCGAUGGAUCAGUGUUGUUGUUGUAUAUCGGCUCAACGUGUGUGUGCAGCAGCGGCUGUAUGCCUCAGCCCUAUCAUCGGUCACAUCAUCUCUCACUAUCUCUCUCUCCGGUCUAUACCACAUGUGCAUGCGUGUGUGUGUGUCUCACGAAUAGGUGGACGAGCCAGAGGGGCACUCGCCGCAGCAAACCCACCACCGGGCCGCCGUUGUCAAACUGUGUCCACAGAUGGACAUAAGAGAGAGAGAGAGACCGUCUUUCAUCCAUCCCUGCCAUCAUGGCCUGUGAAGGUCUGGCUGCACAUGCGCACCUUGACAGUGAUUCGUCCGAUGAUCCUGGCGCGUCCCGGCUCCAUCGGCACACAGUAGUGUAGCGCCGUCAGGGAGUACCCCUUACGCGUGGCGUUGUGGUGCUGAUACAUCGGACUGCACACAAAACCCACAGACAGACACACACACACAAACAACCAUCUUUCCACUCCCCCCACCCUCCCAUUGCAAACACACAUGCCUACGCGCGGAAGACCGUCUCGACUCGCUCCUCGCUGUCCUCAUAGACGCCCUCAAAGCCGCGCUCGGAUGCGGGCCUUGUCAUCCGCAGUGGCAAAUGUUUGGCCUUCUUUCGACUCGACGCACUCCCGUGGUGCGUAAUGGGUACGUGGCUCUGAUCGAUGAGGUUUUCAAACAGCGUCGCGUAGUCAUACGGCACGUCGCGGAACGAGUCGAAUGUCACGGCGUUGGGCUGCUCGCUGUCCACCGUCUCGCUCGUCAACAUGGCCGGCCAUCCUGCCUCUGCCCCUCCCCCGUGCUGCUGCUGUGUGUCGGGUGUGGGCCUCACCCAGACGAGCCCCUGCUGCUCCUGGCAGGGGAAGAUGGUGGCGCACGCACGAGUGCCGAUGGGCAGGGGGGUGUCUGGCUGGGCCUGGGGGAUGGCCGUGCAGCCGCCGGUAGAGCCCUCGAAGCGCCAGCCGUGAUAUGGACACCUGCACACAUCCACCCACACACACACAGGGAGGGUCGUGCCUGCCUCCUAGGCAGCCUGCUGUCUCUGUUGGCUUACUCUACGUUGCCCUCGACGAUUCGUCCCUCGCUGAGGGGCGCCAUGCGAUGCGGGCACCGAUCCAAUGCACAUCGCCACUGCACUCACGCCACACCACAGCCAGGGGGGUAUUCAUCAACACACCCAUGUUUGGCCCACGGUCUGUGUGUGUGAGAAUACCUCUUGUUUUGGUUCGUCCCACCAGAUGACCAGUGGUUGGUUUAGCAGAGUGAAGCUGAAAGGCCGCUCCUUGUCAGUACACGACACCGGCGCGAUGGGAUACCUAUGUCAAACAACACACACACACGCACUCCUCCAGCAGGAUGCAAAUGUCCUUUUGAGACUCUGCGGCUGACCGACCAGUGUGCCAUCCAGUCGAACGACGGUGCCGCCCUGCCACUGUCAGGCACAUCUACCACCUCGUGGAGCUGGAUGCCGCCCGUCGGCACACCCACAUCCACCACGCUCGACGCCACGGAAGCAGAUGCACUCGCAUCCAGCGGCCCGCUGACUCCAUAGCGAUGCCUCAUGCCUUUCAAGAGCCCACCGCCUGUCUUUGAUGGUGACGGCGAAGGGAACAGGCGGCCGUGCGGCUGCAGCGCCCGCAGACGGGCGCACAGAAUGCAUGACAGCACCACUGCCAAACAGAGCCUCAUGGCUGGCUGCCAAACUCAGCUUUGCGGGCAGCUUGAUGCGACUGAGUGGACGUGUGAGCGGUUGUGAAGCACGUCAACAGAUAGAUCUAUUCAGCGGAACGUGGC
Messenger RNA from Vitrella brassicaformis, 3542 nucleotides. The record is from the annotation of a GenBank genome assembly. NCBI's taxonomy places the organism in Eukaryota, Vitrellaceae.